Messenger RNA from Chara braunii, 4091 nucleotides. The record is from the annotation of a GenBank genome assembly. NCBI's taxonomy places the organism in Eukaryota, Viridiplantae, Streptophyta, Charophyceae, Charales, Characeae.
CUCGAACCCCCUGGUCCCACAGGUCCAGCAGGUGGUUUCCACUGCGACACCUGCGUGAUGUGGCGCCAGUCCGGCAGCAAGGAGAGACCAUGAUGGCCUUCCUGGCCGCCUGGACACCUACAUGCAACAAGUACGAGAGGAACAGCAACACGAGGCAGCAGCCGAAACGGCACGCCUCAAAGCCAUUGCACGCGAUGCGGAGCAACGGCGCCAGCAGCACGCUGAAGCAGAUGCCAACCAUAACAAAGCUCGAAAAGAUGCCGCAUCUGUCCUCAUGCAGCAGGAAGCCGCUCGUACCGCCGCACUCCAAGCAUGGAAUGUUGAUCAGGCGGAGACGACGGAACCAACUGCGGAGGAGCAGACCAAGUCAGCCCUCGCCAACAUGAUGCACCAAGUCAUCCUCACUUGUAAUUGGCAACAAGUGGAGCUGGCUCGGCAGGCACGUACCAUUGUUGUGUAUGAGGAGACUCUCAAGAGCCGCGAUGCCCGCCUUGACGUGCUGGAGAAGGAUGACGUGCCGCACAAGCACACGGCAUCAUCAAGCAUUGAUCCAUCAAUCCGCGAGCUGGAAGAACGAAUGGAUCUUCUAGUGGCGCUCGUCGGAAAUUUGAACAGUUUCCGACAACCGGUGACCACAAGGCAAAUAGCUGCCCUACAAGCCGAUCUGCGUCAGCUGCAGCAGCAACCUAACGGGACCUGCAACAACCUGACGUCUAAACAAUUCAAGAUGCCGAAGUUCAUCAUCGACAGAUUUGAUGACUACCACAAGGCGGACUCCAUAAGUUGGUGCCAAGGGUUCACCAACGAGAUCUCCAUCCACUUGGUCCCACCAGAGUCGAAGAUCUCAGCAUUCUACCUUUGCAGCACCGGUGCCAGCCAAGUGUGGCUCAACCACCUGGCUCAAACCAAAGGCGUCGAAGUCUCUAAGCUUUACACCAAGAUCACUUGGGAGGCCAUGACCGAUAAGCAAAGAAGACAUUUGUCAACGACAAAGCUCGGGAAAUUGAGCUCCGCGGGCGCGGGAAGUGAGGCAACUCCACUUCCUACUCCGCCGAACACUGUUGCCUUGCUAACAACCUCCUCCACGUCCGGGGAACAUGCGUAUGUCGCCAGUCUUCACGAAGGUUAUGAAGACUAUGCUGUCCAGCUUGUCCCGCCGUUGGACCAACGUCUCCACGUGGAAGAGUCAUAUGAGUGCACGACUUCAACACCAUCGCCAAGUAAACCAGCAUCCUCGUCGACGCUAUUCGGGAACUCGUCGAUAUGGUCUAGACUUGAGGAGCUCGACCCAUUGACGCUGGAGGACUUCCAAUGGUUGCCUCUUCCCCCAUCUAGUUCCUUGUCGAAGCUGCAUUGCAACGCCCUAAUGGCAGAACUACGCACCUACUUGCACGCUGCAGUACCAGCUCCGUUGAUAGAAGACGGAGUAGCGGUUGUUGACCUUCGCGAGUACAUUGCAAAGAUUGACCGCGAGUACGCCACGCAACGCGGCGGAACAGCCACCGGCCCACCGGAUCCACGCAUUGUACAACUUCUUGACUCCUAUGGCGACGUCUUUGAAGCCCCCGCCGGAAUUGUACCGAAUCGGCCAAUUCGUCACGAGAUUAUCCUCAAAGACGGGGCCAUACCUCCGCGCGGAUGUAUUUACCACAUGAGCGAGGAGGAACUUGAAGUGCUUCGAACACAACUCGAUGACCUCAUUGACAAGGGUUGGAUUCGCCCUAGCUGCUCGCCCUACAGUGCACUCGUUCUCUUCGUUUGGAAGAAGAACAAGGAGCUACGCUUAUGCAUUGAUUAUCGUAAGCUUAAUGCUCAAACAAUUAAGAAUGUCGGUCCGCUCCCACGCAUCGACGAUCUUCUCGAACACUUGGGCAGCGCCAAGUAUUUCUCCAAGUUGGACCUCAAGGCUGGUUACCACCAGCUCGAGAUCCGUCCAAGAGAUCGAUACAAAACCGCGUUCAAGACACGGUACGGGCACUUCAAGAGGGUCGUAAUGUCGUUCGGCCUCACGAAUGCCCCGGCCACCUUCCAAGCAGCAAUGACAACGAAGUUUGGCGACAUGUUGGACCGGUUCGUGCUCAUCUACCUCGAUGACAUCUUGGUAUAUAGUCGGAAUUUGGACGAGCACAUCGUGCAUCUACACGUUGUUUUGGACAGGCUACGUACGACCAAGUACAAGGCCAAUCGAGCCAAGUGCGAAUUCGCGCAGCAAGAGCUCGAGUAUUUGGGCCACUUUGUGACGCCGCGAGGCAUCCGUCCGCUCGCGGACAAGAUCAAGGUCAUUCAAGAUUGGACGGAACCAACCAACACCACGGAAGUUCGAUCUUUUAUGGGAUUGGACGGGUACUACCAACGCGUCAUCGGAGGAUACGCACGGAUCGCCGCGCCCUUGUCAAGAUUGCAGUCUCCAAAGACCAAGUACUGCAAGGCCGUCACCGAUGAGGCCUUGUACGAGAUCAGAAAACGAACUCAACCGAACUUGGAGUCCGACCAGAUGGAGAGGGUUUCCAAGCAUGCAGCGGAGCGUGGACUUGAUGUGCUGAGGGCCGGUGGUGCGACGGGAGGAGAGGCGGUGCAGCGUCCGCGGGAGGUGGGGGGGGGAGGAGAUGAUGGACGUGGUGAGCCCGACCAGCCAGUGGGGGAUGGAGGCGGUGACAUCGAGGAGGACGUCAUCAUCAUCGAUCGCGAGGCACGUGGCACGUCCCGGAAGGGAUUCCCGGGACACGAGGGGAUGCCAGAGUUUGAUCCAUUCACGGGGGAGAGGAUUGUGGACUGGGAGCGGCGAAGGGGCAAGGGGCAAGUGCCUCCUACGCAGGGUCUGACGGGGGAGAGCCACAACGAGAUUGCGAGCAUGCAAGCGGUGGAGACCCACCGUGCAGAGUUGGCCGAGGAGUUGGAGGAGGUGAGGCAGCCAUUCUGGGUGGCUGGUGCCACCAUCCUCUUAGACGGGAGGAAAUCACGAGACGGAAGAUCGAUCAUGAAUUUCCUCGCCGCAGGCUCUCGAGGGGUCGUCAUGUACACGACGAUCAAUCGAGAGGGGGAGCCGGACGAUUUUGAGCACGCCCUUCGGAGAUGGGUCACCAUUUUCCACGAGUUCAGGUUCGGUGGGCCGCAAUGGGUCAAUGCGAUAUGCACUGACUCCGCUUCAGCAUACGUCGGGGCUGCCAAGGCUCUGGCCUCGGGGACCAUGCCUCUUGAAUUGAGGAGGAUCACUUGGCUCCCAUGCUCAGUCCAUGCUUGCAACAAAUUGUUAUCAGACAAGGGGACGUGUUGUGACGCGUCUAUUGAUACUAUCACACGCGCUCGUGUGCUAAUGGUGUUUUUCAAAACCCACCAGGCAGCCCUUCAUUUUUUUCGGAAGCGCAACCCCAACCUGGGACUUGUUCUUUCAUGCGAGACGCGGUUUGCGCCUUUGUACUCCAUGUUGGAGAGGCUCAUGGCCCUGCAGGACACUUUGCAGGACAUGAUGCGAGGGGAUGACUCGCAGGCUUUUGCUUCCAUCUCGUGGUAUGUCAAUAUUUGCUACAUGGCGCGGUGGCUGCGCCGACAGAUCAAAUGGGAUCCUUGGUGGCAGAGGGUGGCCACCAUCGUCCAUAUCAUGGAGCCCGUGAUGCAGUUGCUCCGGCGGAUGGGUCGUGGAGAGCAAUUCAUGUCGCUCAUGGUCGAGUGGGCACAUGAUCUUGUGCAGCGGGUGAAGGAGGCAUGCGCUCCUUUGGGGUCCUCGUACGCAGACCGGAUCAUCAGGCGUGUGCAGGCCCGCACGCAGCACAUGCUAGAGCCGGCUCACUGCGCUGGGUUCUUACUGAACCCCCGCAGGCGACAUGUUCAGUAUUUUUCUAGCACGGUGGAGGAGUAUCAUGCUUGGCUUGUGAGGCAAACCAAGAGGUACAUUCUGACGGAGAUAAGUUUCGAGUUGGAGGGUGCGGAGUACCUCCUUGCCUGCCGCCAGUUCGAGGACUUCCACAUGCAGCAGGGCAGGUUUGGUGACUGGGGCGGGGCGGAGGGGCGUGCUCGUGGGCGCGUGUGUAGCGGAGACACGAGAUGAUCGAGUGCGCGUCUUAGUGGUCCCAGUACGGGGCUGGCGCCCCUGA